AUGGCCCAAACUCCUGAACAAGCAAUUGAGCAAUUUUUACUUUUGGGUAAAUCAGUGAAGGGAAAAGCCGCAGUAAAUCUCAUUCAACAGGCAAUUAAUCAUCCAAACACUUUUGUCUUUUCUGAAAUGUUAGAUCUGAAAGGAAUCAAAGAGCUUGACGGAAGCGAAAAUCAAGCAGAUUUCAAUACAUUAAAGCUCUUUGCUUUUGGAACAUAUAGUGAUUACAAAUUAAACCCAAGCAGCUACUUCCCUCUCAGCGAAAAGAAUUUGAACAAACUCAAACAACUUUCAAUUGUUACUCUCGCUUCCAAGAACCGUUUACUCAAGUACGAAGAUUUAAUGAAGGAUUUAGAUAUAUCAAACGUGAGAGAGUUGGAAGAUCUUUUGAUCGACUGCAUGUAUCAAGGUUUAUUAGAAGGUAAACUGGACCAAAAGUACAAGUGUAUGGAAGUGUAUGAAACGAUUGGUAGAGACAUUAAAUUGGAGGAUAUUGACCAAAUGAUUUCAAUUCUCAAGAACUGGGUUGUCUCAGGAAAAGAGAUGCUCAAGGGAAUUGAUGCUAACAUUGAUUUUGCCAAUACUCAGUUCAAAACCCACAACGAAAACAAGAAGAAAUUCGAACAACAAAUCGCUCAAAUUGAAGAGUCGAUCAAGGCUUCAUUGGAAGAAGACACAUCUUCUGCUGGUGCCAUGAUGGGAAUGAUGUCAAUGAUGGGAAUGUUAGGUGGAGCAAGAAUGGGUGCAGGCGCUGGAGGUGCUGGAGGUUCUCGUACAAGAAAGAAUAGAUAA
Messenger RNA from Naegleria lovaniensis, 789 nucleotides. RefSeq lists its product as uncharacterized. The record is from RefSeq and is a predicted model, not a curated record. Bases 1 to 789 code for a protein of 262 amino acids. Gene Ontology annotation, biological process: COP9 signalosome assembly. Gene Ontology annotation, cellular component: COP9 signalosome. NCBI's taxonomy places the organism in Eukaryota, Heterolobosea, Eutetramitea, Acrasida, Naegleriidae. The transcript has a single exon.